Annulohypoxylon maeteangense is the source of this 1077-nucleotide messenger RNA. RefSeq lists its product as uncharacterized. The transcript has 2 exons. NCBI's taxonomy places the organism in Eukaryota, Fungi, Ascomycota, Sordariomycetes, Xylariales, Hypoxylaceae. The record is from RefSeq and is a predicted model, not a curated record. The coding region runs from base 362 to 961 and encodes 199 amino acids.
GCAGCACCGACCCCACCGAAUGAACUCCGUGUUUCAUCUCACGAUCUGUUUCGUAAGAGGUAAGAAAACACAUUAUUCUUCCCUCAAUUUCGUAAAACCUGACGCAAAAUGACAGUUCAAUAUAACAACUCGUCGCGAAAUAAAAAUAUCUCACUUUCUAAAUCAACACCAUAUUAUAUCAUUUCAUAUCCUUUAGCAAACGAUCCGCCGGACCGGACUGUGAGAUAGUGGAUCCUUGCACUGCCAAGCACCAACUAAACCACUGCAAGCCACCAAAAAUCAUCACGGUUCACAACAUCCAAUCACUAACUCACUCAUACGUACACCCCAAGAACACCAAAAAGCAAAACACAAUCUCAAAAUGCCCAUCUUCACCAACCCCCAAACUUUUCCCUCCUUCGACGAGCUACCCCCCUCCACCUCAUCCUUAACCACCCCGCAGACACCAUGGUUCCUUCUAGCCCAAAUCAAAGAAAACAUGACAAUCACCAAACCCACGCUCGUCGUCCGCGAUCGGUCAAACAUCGAUUUCGCCGUCACGUUUGACGACGGGGACCACCAUGGCCUAGUCAUCGGCGGCGGGAAUGGAGAGAAAGCGCGUUUUCGAAAGGGCCACACGCUAGUGGUGCCGUGCGCGACGCGGACGGACCGCGGGGAGGGGAAGAAGGCGCUGGUGCGGGUGCCGGAGGGACAGGGUAGGGAUGUUAGGGUGCUGCCGACGAGCCUGGAUAAGGUCUUUGGGCUGGGGGCGUUGGUAAACGGUGAGAAGGAUGGGGAGGAGAAGAAGAGGGGGUGUGCGGCGUGUGGGAAGGAUGAGGGGGGCGAAGGGAAGCUGAUGCGGUGUACGGGCUGUGGCGUUGUUGCGUAUUGUGGUACGGAGUGCCAGGUGCGUGGGUGGAAUGAGUUGGGGCAUAAGGCGGAUUGUAAGGCGCUGAAGGGGAUUAGGGAGAUAUGGCCUUGAUAGGGGUUGGUGUUGGUGGUGUGUUACACGCUCGGAGUUUAGUGGUCUGAAAAGGAAAUUCAAGGUACUGAGUAAUAUAGCUACGGACUAAAAUCGAGGAUAUGAAGAUUUACUUA